Molecule: messenger RNA, 555 nt
Organism: Chilo suppressalis (striped riceborer)
Lineage: Eukaryota; Metazoa; Arthropoda; Insecta; Lepidoptera; Crambidae
Source: the annotation of a GenBank genome assembly
CAUCUUAUCCGAUAGACGUUUACCAAGUGCCUGAUGCGUAUUGUAACAUCACCAAAGAGGUGCACGUAUCCAACCGUCGGGUGACAGACCACAGCAUCGUCGGUGCACACCAAGUGUGUAACCAUACGUGCCCCACGUACUGCGUGGAUACAUACGAGCCAGCCUGCGCUAAGAUCUGGACGAGGCCCACCACGUACAAGAUGCGGGCCAUGAUCAACCAUUGCCAUAUAGACUUGCUGUCCUGCGCUGCUGGCGUUAAUGUCACGGUGGAGCCGUUGGUGCGCUGCUACAAGAACCCUUCAGCUCUGAUAUUCAUGAUGCAAAUGACCGCAUUAAAGUCCCUGAAUCUGCUCGAUGGGCCUGACUCUGGACGACGGGCUAUGAAGCAGUGGACGGCUCAACAUCGGUUAAAUGAAUUUUUCAAAAAGUCUUGGAAGUACCAACGUUAAUUAUGUUUUUUGUUCCUUUUUAUUACAAACUUGGAAAAUUGUUACAUAAAUUUAAAUAUCUCAGUGAAACUUGAAUUCUCUAAUUAUCUUAUAAAAGCCAAACCUG